Messenger RNA from Xenia sp. Carnegie-2017, 1358 nucleotides. RefSeq names its product filaggrin-2-like. The transcript has 4 exons. Lineage: Eukaryota; Metazoa; Cnidaria; Anthozoa; Malacalcyonacea; Xeniidae. The record is from RefSeq and is a predicted model, not a curated record. The coding region runs from base 165 to 995 and encodes 276 amino acids.
AUUCGAAGAUCUAACAAUGAAAUAUUUCAUACAUUAGAUAAGAACAUGUGGCUAAAACGCAUCACAAGUCACUAACUCACGACAAAAAAUCUUUCUAAUUCGUCAUUUUACAGUAGCCCAAAAGAAAACAUACAGCCAAAUACAUAACUUUGGAUACAUCAAGAAUGAAAGAAUACAUCGUGCUACUAUCUGUUUUAUUGUCAACAGUACUUGCCGUUCCUCGAAAAUAUGUAGACGGUCAUCCUCAAAGCGAUUCAUGGGGUAAAUUAGCCCCAGCACAGGCUGCAGAGGCUGCUCGAAAUGACCAAAGAACUCGUCAAAACAGGCUGCAGUACGGGGGGAAUGGUAAACUAAAUCCUUACAUCCAAGGUUAUCCUCAAGCCCAGUCCCUGUAUAACCAAGCAGGUCAAUAUGGAUCACAAUAUUAUCAACAAGGAUAUGGUCAACAAAAUUGGCAGCAGUACGCUCCUAAUAGAGUUGCGGGUUACAAUCAAUAUGGCGCUGGAGAGCCUACUGCAGGUAAAUUUAACAAAAAAAAUGGAGAAAACAUCAACUCACAAGGAUUUGGACAAUUUAUGCGAGCGCCAAUAGUUUCAAUGAAUGGCCAAGGUCAAUAUGGGCAACAAAGUCAAUAUUUUAUGCAAGAUCAUUAUGGAGGAUCGCCUCAAUACGGAAUGCAAGAUGCGUAUGGACAACAGUUAACAGGACAAUGUGUGUCACCAUGCAGUCAAGCGUGUGCUCCAGCUUGUUCAUCACAAUGUUGUGGUGCUAACAAUGCAUACACUGCAAGACAGUUACCUCCGAGUAUGACGCAGUCAUCAUGUCCAGGUGCCUGCCCUAACUCUUGCGCUCCUUCGUGCUCGCAGAAAUGUUGCUGGGAUAAGAGAACAAUGAUACCUCGACCAGCGUUUAUACCUCGACCAUAUGAACAGUAUUAUAAUCAAAGAAGUGAUGAGUACGAGGCUGAUAUACACCCCGUGUUCAGUAAACGAUAGAUCCAACUUCCAUUUCAGCUGAAGAUAGGUGCAGCAUUUUCCUAAAAGAACAACAAAAAAAUAUAUGAAUCUGACAUAUGUAAAUAAUCACAGUGAAAUUUGUAUGUAAAGGAAAUAGUUUUUUUUUAUUUUCAAAUUAACUUCUAGUCCACUCAGAAGUAUUUAAAGUUUUAGAAUUACAUAGUACAACUAACAACACGUGAAUAGGCCAUAGCGAUUCCUUAGUACACGGAAUAAUUUAUUUUGAAUGACAACACAGUCGAACAAUGAAUGCAUGAAAGCCUGUUGUAAAAAGCACGUUCACCAUGACAGACCAUGAUUAAUUUGUACAUCAAAAUAAUAAUUUGACAUUUGUUGACAGCA